This is a messenger RNA of Lipotes vexillifer (Yangtze River dolphin), 2206 nucleotides long. It is a transcript of the gene NCLN, whose product is annotated as nicalin. Gene Ontology annotation, cellular component: membrane. Bases 420 to 2108 code for a protein of 562 amino acids. The record is from RefSeq and is a predicted model, not a curated record. Gene Ontology annotation, biological process: regulation of signal transduction. NCBI's taxonomy places the organism in Eukaryota, Metazoa, Chordata, Mammalia, Artiodactyla, Lipotidae. The transcript has 15 exons.
CAAGGUCACGUCCUGCACAACCCCCUUCCCCCCUCCACCUUCUACCACAGCAAAGACAGGGCCUCAGUAAGUUCCGCCGAUUAUAGUUUUUUUUUUAAGUCUCCGUAUUUUCUGACUUGGGGUUUAUGUGAAACCUUAGUCAAACGGCCCACCACAGCUUCCUCUCUCGGGGCGUAACAGAAUAGGCCUACAACUCCCAGGUGGCUCCGCGCGCGCCGGUCGGACUACAACUCCCAGCAGGCAGCGCGGCGGGCGGGCGGCCCUCGGCGGUGCCCGCAGGCCCCGGAGCGGGCGCGGGCUGCCCAGAGCGGCGCCCUCAGGACCCCGGCACCUACUCAUGCCUAGGUGAGUUCGCGUGAACUGCUGCUGCCGCCGAACCGUCCCCGCCGCCGCCUCGCGCGGCCCCGCCGCCGGCCAGGAUGCUGGAGGAAGCAGGAGAGGUGCUGGAGAACAUGCUGAAGGCGUCCUGCCUGCCGCUCGGCUUCAUCGUCUUCCUGCCCGCCGUGCUGCUGCUCGUGGCGCCGCCGCUGCCCGCCGCUGACGCGGCGCACGAGUUCACCGUGUACCGCAUGCAGCAGUACGACCUGCAGGGACAGCCCUACGGCACGCGGAACGCGGUGCUUAACACGGAGGCGCGCACCAUCGACGCGGAUGUGCUGAGCCGGCGCUGUGUGCUCAUGCGGCUGCUGGACUUCUCGUAUGAGCGCUACCAGCGCGCCCUACGCCAGUCGGCCGGUGCCGUGGUCAUCAUCCUGCCACGGGCCAUGGCUGCGGUGCCGCAGGACGUCAUUCGGCAAUUCAUGGAGAUCGAGCCCGAGAUGCUGGCCAUGGAGACCGUCGUGCCCGUGUACUUCGCCGUGGAGGACGACGCCCUGCUGUCCAUCUACGAGCAGACGCAGGCUGCGUCCACCUCUCAGGGCUCCGCCUCUGCCGCCGAAGUGCUGCUGCACACCGCCACCGCCAACGGCUUCCAGAUGGUCACUAGCGGGGUCCAGAGCAAGGCCGUGAGCGACUGGCUCAUCACCAGUGUGGAGGGGCGGCUGACCGGGCUGGGCGGAGAGGACCUGCCCACCAUCGUCAUCGUGGCCCACUACGACGCCUUCGGGGUGGCCCCGUGGCUGUCGCACGGUGCGGACUCCAAUGGAAGUGGCAUCUCUGUGCUGCUGGAGCUCACCCGUCUCUUCUCCAGGCUCUAUACCUACAAGCGUACCCACGCCGCGUACAACCUCCUGUUCUUUGCGUCUGGAGGAGGAAAGUUCAACUACCAGGGCACCAAGCGCUGGUUAGAAGACAAUCUGGACCACACAGAUUCCAGCCUGCUCCAGGACAACGUGGCCUUUGUCCUCUGCCUGGACACCCUGGGCCGGGGAGACAGCCUGCACCUGCAUGUGUCCAAGCCGCCCAGGGAGGGGACGCUACAGCACUCCUUCCUGCGGGAGCUCGAGACGGUGGCCGCCCACCAGUUCCCUGAAGUGCGGUUCUCUAUGGUGCACAAGAAGAUCAACCUGGCGGAGGACAUCCUGGCCUGGGAGCAUGAGCGCUUCGCCAUCCGCCGGCUGCCUGCCUUCACCCUGUCCCAUCUGGAGAGCCACCGUGAUGGCCAGCGCAGCAGCAUCAUGGACGUGCGGUCCCGGGUUGACUCCAAAACUCUGACCCGAAACACGAGGCUGAUCGCCGAGGCCCUGACCCGUGUCAUCUACAACCUGACAGAGAAGGGGACGCCCCCGGAUAUGCCCGUCUUCACGGAGCAGAUGCAGAUCCAGCGGGAACAGCUGGACUCGGUGAUGGACUGGCUGACCGCCCAGCCACGGGCCGCCCAGCUGGUGGGCAAGGACGGCACGUUCCUCAGCACGUUGCAGCACCACCUCGGCCACUACCUGAAGGAGGUCAGGCCGCACCACGUCAAGGCCGACAAGCGGGACCCUGAGUUUGUCUUCUACGACCAGCUGAAGCAGGUGAUGAACGCCUACAGGGUCAAGCCGGCCAUUUUCGACCUGCUUCUGGCCGUCUGCAUCGGCGCCUACCUCGGGAUGGCCUACACGGCGGUCCAGCACUUCGACCUCCUGUACAAAACAGUUCAGAGACUGCUGAAGGCCAAGACGCAGUGACGCGGCUGCUCGGCGCCGGCAGGAGGGCAGGGCCUUGCCCCUCGGCCUCGGCGGCUGUAACCCUGAAUUACAGAGCUUUUCUGUGUUGCUCUUGAGGA